Molecule: messenger RNA, 3765 nt
Organism: Zingiber officinale
Lineage: Eukaryota; Viridiplantae; Streptophyta; Magnoliopsida; Zingiberales; Zingiberaceae
Product: probable LRR receptor-like serine/threonine-protein kinase At1g07650
Exons: 24
Coding region: 303-3377 (1024 amino acids)
Biological process (GO): protein phosphorylation
Molecular function (GO): protein kinase activity; protein binding; ATP binding
Source: RefSeq, a predicted model, not a curated record
UCAUUUCUCUUCGAUGCAGUUUAUCGUAACACUGUUCUGCUCAUCUGCUGGCGAUUUAACCGAGAAAGCGACAAGAAGCUCACCAAAUCGCAACCAUGUCGCGAUAAAGAGGCCGACACUGAUAAGAGCGACGGCUGUCUCCACUCCAUCGAUAGCAAGCCACUGCUUCCUCCAUCCAGAUUCACCGAAUCAGAGCUCGAUCGAGCAGCGAGAAAAAUGAGCUCUUUUUUGCUAUAGAUUUUUGUUUGUUCCGGUUCUUGUUCUUCUUUCGAUGCGAUUCUAGCUCAUUGCAAGUGUUAGGGAUGAAGAUGUCAACAACUGCGAUCUGCUUUGAGCUGUUGUUGUUAGCUAGCUGCUUGCUGUUUUCUAGUGUCUUUCCUGUCGCAUUUGGGGCGAAAACUCCCAGGAUUCACCCGAAUGAGAAGAAUUUGCUGAAGCGGAUUUCUACCAAACUGAACAUAGAUUGGAACUUCGAAUUGGACCCCUGCAGCAGAAUCGGAAACUGGAGUUUUCAGGGAGAUAAAAGCGUCGAGAGGAAGGUCGACUGCGACUGCUCCUUCAAUAGCAACUCCGUGUGCCACAUUGUUAACAUUUCGCUGAAGGCCCAGAAUCUUUCGGGCGCCAUCCCUAAAGAGUUUGGUAGUCUUCGCUACCUCCAACAAUUGGAUUUGAGUCGCAAUGUCCUCAAUGGCACCGUUCCUGAUGAAUGGAAGAAUAUGCGGCUGCAAGGCUUGUCCUUAAUGGGGAACCGCCUCUCUGGGCCAUUUCCGCUUGUCCUCACAAAGAUUACCAGUUUAACUAAUGUAAGCAUUGAGGGGAAUCUCUUUCAUGGGCCACUGCCACCGGACCUCGGAAACCUUGUUCACAUGGAGAAAUUUGUUAUAUCCUCCAAUAACUUCACUGGAGAAAUUCCCAGAGAACUUGCUGAGAUGACAAACUUAACUGAUCUGAGGAUCUCCAAUACCAAUUUAACUGGCAGACUACCUAAUUUUGUAAAGCUCUUGAAGAAGCUUGAAAAGUUGCACAUCCAAGGAUGCCGUUUGGAAGGACCCAUACCCUCUGGAAUUUCAUAUUUAACGAGCCUCAAUGAUCUGAGGAUUAGUGACUUAAGAGGAAAUAUUUCAUCUGCAUUCCCAGAUUUGGGAGACAUGGAGACAUUGAAAACUUUGAUACUAAGGAAUUGUUCUAUUCGUGGAAAUAUACCGCCUUACAUUGGGGAUAUGGAGAAGCUUAAAAACUUAGAUUUAAGCUUUAACCAAUUAUCUGGAGAGAUCCCAAGCUCCUUUUCGAAGUUGCAAAAAGUGGAUUUCAUUUAUUUGACUGGUAAUUUGCUUACUGGUAAUAUCCCCGGUUGGAUCCUGAGCAGAAACAAGAAUGCGGAUGCCUCAUUCAAUAACUUCACUUUUGGAGGCUCAGGUCCUAUGCAAUGUCCUCAAGGGAGUGUUAACCUGGCAGAGAGCUACUCACAUUCCGCUGACAACGUGAAUACAGUCCAGCCAUGCUUGAAAAGGAAUUUUCCCUGCAGUUCAUCCUCCAAUCAAUAUUCUUUGCAUAUCAAUUGUGGAGGAAAAGAAGUUACUGUCAAUGGAAUCAAAUAUGAAGCUGAUACAGAGGAAAGAGGUGCCUCAGAAUUGUAUCUAAGUACAAACUGGGCAUUCAGUAGUACUGGGAACUUCAUGGACAAUGAUAUUGAUGCUGACAAUUAUAUUGCUAAAAAUUUGUCUGAACUUUCCAUGCCAAAUUCACAGCUGUACACUAGAGCGCGUCUUUCUCCUCUUUCACUCACUUACUAUGGUCUUUGUUUAAUGAAAGGGAGUUAUACAGUAAAACUUCAUUUUGCGGAAAUAGUUUUCACUGAUGACAAUACAUUUCAAAGCCUUGGAAAGCGUGUAUUCAAUGUCUUUAUUCAGGAUAAUUUGGUGUCGGAGGAUUUCAACAUUGAAGAUGCUGCCAGAGGAUCUGGAAAACCUAUUAUUAAGAGUUUCAAUGCUUCUGUCUCUGAUAAUACCUUGAAGAUCAAAUUUUAUUGGUCUGGGAAAGGGACAACAGGCAUCCCAAGUAGAGGAAUCUACGGUCCUCUGAUAUCAGCCAUCUCUGUGACACCUAAUUUCCAGCCACCACCAGCUAUUAAAUCUUCCAUUAAGAAAAAGCUCCAUAGUAUUAUCAUUGCUGUGGUUAUCGCUCUGGUGUUUCUAAUAGUUCUGUUUAUUCUUGGCAUUUGGAGGAAGAAGAGACAGAAUAUCUUGUACAAAGAACUUGGAGCUCUCGACCUGCAAACUGGAUGUUUUACCUUACGCCAAAUCAAAGCAGCAACAAAGAAUUUUGAUUCUGCAAAUAAGAUAGGGGAAGGUGGAUUUGGUUCAGUUUACAAGGGUUUGUUAUCCGAUGGUACGAUAAUUGCUGUUAAGCAGCUUUCAUCCAGAUCCAAGCAAGGAAACCGUGAGUUCAUCAACGAAAUAGGCAUGGUUUCUGCCUUGCAGCAUCCUAAUCUUGUGAAGCUUUAUGGAUGUUGUAUGGAAGGCAACCAACUCUUGUUGAUUUACGAGUAUAUGGAGAAUAACUGUCUUUCCCGUGCACUAUUCGGCAAAGGAGUAAAGCACAAAAUAAAGCUGGAUUGGUCGACAAGAUGCAAGAUUUGUAUCGGAAUAGCCAGAGGACUUGUAUAUCUUCAUGAGGAGUCCAGAAUAAGGAUUGUACACCGAGACAUCAAAGCUAGCAAUGUAUUGCUAGAUGGUGACCUCAAUGCCAAGAUUUCUGAUUUUGGUCUUGCUAAGCUUUAUGAGGAAGACCAUACUCACAUCAGCACUCGAAUAGCUGGAACGAUAGGUUAUAUGGCUCCUGAAUACGCAAUGCGAGGUUAUUUGACAGAUAAAGCCGAUGUAUACAGUUUUGGCAUUGUUGCUCUAGAACUCGUGAGUGGAAAAAGCAACACAAGCUACCGGCCGAAGGAUGAAUUUGUGAAUCUUCUUGACUGGGCGUGUGUUCUACACGAUAGAGGCAAUCUUAUGGAACUGGUAGAUCCUGAUCUUGGAUCAGCCUACCCGAAGGACGAGGUGAUUCUAAUGUUGAAUGUGGCUCUUCUGUGCACUAACUCAUCGCCCACACUCAGACCGACCAUGUCGAAGGUGGUGAGCCUGCUUGAGGGUCAGACCCCUAUCCAACCAUUUCUCUUGAAAGUCAGCGCAUCAGCUAACAGCUUGAGAUCCGGAGGGUUUACAAGAACUUUCCGACAGAAUUCAGGCGAAAGCCAAAGCCUCAUGGUCCAUGCUUCGAGUAUAGAUGCUGCGUCCAAUCACUUCGACCCCGAGGAUGAUGUGAGCUUCCAACUACUCGCAGGAUCCAUUCACAACACCGAAAGGGACUUGCUCCAGUUUUGACACGAUACGAACAGCUAGUUAAACGAGUAUCCCUCUGCAAUCGAACACUCGAAGCAGAAAUUCUCAUGCACAUAUUCUUUUCUGCUGGGAAACCAUUAUGGAUCACUGGUAAGACAGUAAAGUCAUCUAAUCUCUAUUUAAAUGGCAUGAUUAGCAAGCUGUAAUUACCCAACUACUUUGAAGCUAAUGACUUUUGAGAAGAAUUUUUUCUUCUUCUUUUCCUUAUUCUAUUUGUUGCUGCCUAAACUGGCACCUUCUGUUCUCCUUAGGUAAUUUUUGCUAUGAUUGUAAUAUAAAUCAAGUCUUAUCUCACUAAGUGAGAUUAGCUAUGUAGAAAUUAUCCUCUACUGUGUGUGUGUGUGAAUAAAUAAGUUGUUUUCACUAGUUA